This is a messenger RNA of Drosophila obscura, 1652 nucleotides long. It is a transcript of the gene pn, whose product is annotated as exopolyphosphatase PRUNE1. Lineage: Eukaryota; Metazoa; Arthropoda; Insecta; Diptera; Drosophilidae. The coding region runs from base 210 to 1442 and encodes 410 amino acids. The transcript has 2 exons. Gene Ontology annotation, cellular component: cytoplasm. The record is from RefSeq and is a predicted model, not a curated record. Gene Ontology annotation, molecular function: exopolyphosphatase activity.
GUGGCCGUGCUGCUGCGCCAGCAUCUCUAGCCAGUGGUGGGACAUCGAUUGAAAACACACACACAUCGAAACGGUCAACUGUUGCUUGUCUGCAGUCGGACGGCAGCUGCUAUCGAUUCAGAAUCAACAGUCCUGGGAGGUGGGAGGGGUUGAGCUUUUGCCGAGUGGUCAUAGUUUUCUUGGAUUGGAGCCUAAAUAGUUAAUUGAAAAUGCGCUUCGUCCGUUUUCUCACCCAAGCUCGGAGCACGCUCAGCCGUUACCUGGCCGACGGGUCGACGGUAGCCUGGCAGGCUCCCCGCGUUGACGAGCUGCGCAAGCUGCACGUCGUCAUUGGCAACGAGUCGUGCGAUCUGGACUCGGCUGUCUCGGCCCUGACACUGGCCUUCAUUUACGCGGAGCGUAACCAGGAUCACGACUAUGUGCCCGUGCUGAACAUUCCACGCAGGGACUACCUGCUGAAGACAGAGGUGGGCCAUAUGCUGACCAAGUGCGGCAUUGCCGAGGCCAUGCUGCUCUUCCGCGACGACUUGCCGAGCCAAUUCACCAAGGAUGUCAGCGUGGUGCUCGUUGACCAUCAUGUGAGUGAGCUGGCGCCACAUGUGGUGGAGAUUCUCGACCAUAGACCCAUCGAUGGCGGCAAUCCCAAAUACAUGCUGCUGCCCCAGAGGUGUGUGCGCAGCAUUGAGCCCGACAUCGGCUCCUGCGCCACCCUCGUCGGCCAGCGCUACUUGGCCGCGGAGCAGCCACGGUCGCCCAUCGUCGCCCAGCUACUGCGCGCCACCAUAGUCCUGGACACAGUCAACUUCUCGGCCACGGCCAAGCGCUUCUCGCCCACCGACCUGGCCAUGGUGGAGCAGAUGGAGAAGGAGCUUAGCCCAGAGGGAGGCCAGUCAGUUGUUGGGGAUCGCACUGAGCUUUUCAAUGAGCUGGUGGCGGCUCGCGCCGACAUAAGCAAGCUGACACUCACCGAGGUCUUGCGCAAGGACAUGAAAAUGAUUCAGACCGAGCGUCAGAGGGUGCCCAUGGCCGGAAUGCCCAUCCUCAUAAGGGACUUCAUCGAGCUGAGUGGCGCCGAGAAGGCGGUGCGCGAGUUUGGGAUCGACAGCAACCUGCUGGUUAUGCUCGGCAUGUACGUCUCCCCCGUGGAUGGCACGGUGCAGCGCGAUGUGGGCCUCAUCUCGUUGGCCGGCCAGAGCCAGCUGGUGGAGUGCGUCCGCCUGGCCAUGGUGGGGUGCCAGGAGCCCUCGCUGGAUCUCAGGGCCCACGACGUGGGCAGCCGCUUCAUGGGCGGCUGCUACCUCCGUCAGCACAAUCUCCGCGCCACACGCAAGCACAUUCAGCCCGUGGUCAAGCGGGCUCUGAUGGAGUGGGAGGAGAUCCAUGGCUUUGGCUGCAACGAGGUCUACUUCUUCAAGGAGAAGCCCAAGCUGGGCCUCUCCUAAGUCAAAGGCAGCACCCGAGAAGAGGAGGUUUAGCCAAUACUUAGCAAGGAUUCAAUGGGUGGGUGGCGAUGAUCGAUGCUCGAUAUGGAGUCUCCGUGGGAAGGAAUUCCAAAAAGUAGUUCCCUUUAGUUGUUUAAGUGAUCAUAUAUGUAUGUACAGGGCAUAUAUAUAUAUACAUAUGUAUGCAAGAAAUAAAUGUGUAUGAAUAAA